AAUUUCAACAAAAAAUGGCUACAUAGGUAACAAAUAUGAGGGAGAUCACUUACGCCAAAUACUUUUACAAAAUUAUGUAAUCAUUGUUAGAUUUGGCUCAAAUUAGCAGCGCGAUGACGUCACGCUCUCUUUUAUUAACGUCCCGUUUUAAAGAUUUGGCAAACGCGCUCUGAUUGGCUGCUCGGCACCACGUGACUAACUGUCGCGCGAAGUAUGUGAGCUCGCGCUUGACGAGAAGCUACGGAGUGGACUUGUACCGAGACAGACGCCUUUUUUUUUUCUUCGUCUUUUAUGUUUGGUCGUGCUUGUGUGGACCACAAAAGUUUCUCGAGGGGGACCGAGGAAAGUCAGCCGCCGGGCCGUAGGGCAAUACCCGACUCAAGCGGGUAAUUUAAAGGGUUUUUUAGGGGGGGGGGGUGCCUUUUUCUUCUCAUUCGGUCGGUCACUUCUUCAACGUGGUGGGCUGGAUUUUUUUUUUUUUUAAACAUAGCCUGUUCGAGGCUAGCGGACUACGCGAAAAACUUUUUUUUUUUUUUUAAACGUGGUUAGUGGAUUACCUUCACCCAAGGUAGUUUAAACGUGGACUUUUGGGGAAAAAAAAGGUAAAAGUAGUGCUGGUUUAUUUUUCGACGAACAUUUUUAACAGAGAGAAAACAAACUUUGCUAGCAUGAUGCGCUGCGGUAGCCGUUGGCAGGAUUCACCGUCGUCCAAAGCGCGACCCGUCCGCCAGAAACUUCUUUUCACGGCGAGCGACGGCGAGGAUGAAUCGGUCGAGGACGUCAACGAGUCGGGUUUCAACGAUUUGGAUUCCCCCACGGCGAUGCAAACCAGCGCCGUCGACACGACGUCGGGAAGCAGUGGCGAUGGGAACUCGAGUGUACUGAGGCAGUCCGGGGACGAGAUGUGGUCGGAAGAGGGCUUUGAUUCCCCUUCGCAUUUGAUGUCCCCGAGGUCGGAACUCUUCGCCGCCUGCACGCCGUCGCCUCGGAAAGCGUCGUGGCUGUAUGCCGGCUCACCGGCGCAGUCGCGCGGUCGAGUCAGCGAGAACCGCUGCGGCUCGCCGAUUCCCACAUGCCCCGACACACCUCCGCACAAAACUCUGAGAAAGCUGCGGCUUUUCGACACUCCGCACACGCCGAAGAGCCUUCUGUCCCGCGUAGGAGUUUCCAGCGGGAAGGGCCCUCUAUUGAAGACAGCGGAACUUGCAGAGAAGAUAUCAAAGCCAAUCACAGAUAGUGACAGUGGCAGGAGGCGGCGCACGCCUCUGGUCAACUUCAACCCAUUCACACCCGACUCCCUCCUUAUCCAGUCAGCCACACGGCAAAGGAACAACAGGAAGAGGCCACACUGGAAUCGCUCCAGUGGUGAAGACAUGGAGGCAAGCGAUGUCGAGAGUGAGGAGGAAACUUUACCGCCAUCCAAGAGGAUCACCAUGAUGGAGAGCAACAUGAUGUCACGCUACGCCUCUGAGUUCCUGGAGCUGGAGAAGAUCGGCUGCGGCCAGUUUGGCGCCGUGUACAAGUGUGUGAAGCGACUGGAUGGCUGCCUCUACGCAAUCAAGCGCUCCAAGAAGCCCUUGGCCGGAUCAGUGGACGAGCAAAACGCUCUUCGCGAGGUCUACGCUCACGCUGUGUUAGGCCAGCACCGGCAUGUGGUCCGGUACUACUCCGCGUGGGCGGAGGAAGGCCACAUGUUGAUCCAAAACGAGUACUGCAACGGCGGCACGUUGUCCGACGUGAUAGCUGACAACGCCCGGCGCCUCACUCGCUUGUCGGAGCUGGAGCUCAAGGACCUGCUCCUGCAGGUGGCCCGCGGACUCAAGUACAUCCACUCCAUGUCGCUGGUGCACAUGGACAUCAAGCCCAGUAACAUCUUCAUAUCCCGCAAAUUGAGCAGCUGUGAUGAGGGUGACGACGAGGAUGGCCUCAACACCAAUGUGGUCUACAAAAUAGGUGAUCUCGGUCACGUGACACGGGCCAACAAUCGUCAGGUGGAGGAAGGUGACAGCAGGUACUUGGCCAAUGAAGUCCUUCAGGAGGACUGCAGCAACUUGGUAAAGGCCGACAUCUUCGCCCUUGCCCUGACGGUGGUCAGCGCGGCGGGGGCCGAGCCGCUCCCCCGCAAUGGCGAUGCUUGGCACGAGAUCAGACGGGGGAAACUGCCCGCUGUCCCCCAAGUUCUCUCGCCGGAGUUUGUCAGCCUCCUUCAGCUGAUGAUCGACCCGGACGCCACCCGUCGCCCUUCCGCCACCGACCUCAUCCGCCACCCGGUGCUGCUGACAGCGGCCAAGACGAGCGCCGACCAGCUGAGAGUGGAGAACAACGCCCUCAAAUGCAAGAAUGCCCUGUUGGAAAGGGAGCUCCAGAAGGCUCAGCUGGCCAGAGCCUCCGUUCGGGAGACGGGAAACGGCAGCAGCACCUCCAGGCUGAUUGGGAAGAUGAUGAGCCGAUCCGUCAGCCUCAACAUCUUCUGAACUGUUUUUGUUGUACAUAAGUUGAGAAAAAAAAAAAGUUAAUGUUCCUUUAACCAACACUUUGCAUUCGUGAGCUUGUACAAAGUUAUUUAAU
Syngnathoides biaculeatus (alligator pipefish) is the source of this 2568-nucleotide messenger RNA. RefSeq names its product WEE1 G2 checkpoint kinase (gene wee1). The transcript has 10 exons. Gene Ontology annotation, biological process: mitotic cell cycle; protein phosphorylation. NCBI's taxonomy places the organism in Eukaryota, Metazoa, Chordata, Actinopteri, Syngnathiformes, Syngnathidae. The coding region runs from base 669 to 2474 and encodes 601 amino acids. Gene Ontology annotation, cellular component: nucleus. Gene Ontology annotation, molecular function: magnesium ion binding; ATP binding; non-membrane spanning protein tyrosine kinase activity. The record is from RefSeq and is a predicted model, not a curated record.